AUGGCCGUCGAGGCCGAGAACGCACGACCCUUCUCCGUUGCGCUAUCAUGGCCGUCUAUGGCUGCUGCAGGUCUGUGGCCCUCCUCCGUCGCCCCUGCAUGGCCGCCCGACGCCGAUACCGCGCGUCCCGUGAGCAAAGUGUUACCGCAACUCACUCUCCAUGUGGGAUGCCAAAGCGGAGCGCCGAAGAAAAGAAAAGAGAAGAGAAGAAAAGCGGCGAGGAAAAGAAGCAAAAGAGAAGCCAACGCAAAGCAGAUUCGGGCCGUCGGGGGCGCCACGUUGGACGAGGACAUGAUCGAGGCGCUCUUCAUGAACAACUCCAUGCCCGCCGCGCCGCCGAGGGACACCGGGAGGAAGCCCGCCGCGCCGGCGUUCAGGCAGGAGGAGAGGGUGCUCGACCCCAAGAAAGCGCAGAACAUCGCCAUCUUGUUGCGCGCCUUGAAUGUCACGCGUGAGGAGGUCUCGGACGCGCUCCUGGACGACGCGAAAUCUGAAAAGGAAAACACCACGGCCACCAGCUCCAAAGAUAAAGGCCUGAAGGUUGUGUGCGGGCUGAGCAGCGAGCUCGGAAACGUCAAGAAGGCGGCUUCCAUGGACUUCGACGUUCUGCACGGCUACGUCAGCAAGCUCGAGACGGGCCUCGAGAAGAUCAAGUCGGUGUUGCAGCUCGAGAGGCAGUGCACGCAGGGCCAGAGGUUCUUCAUCGCAAUGCAGGGCUUUCUGAAGGAGGCCGACAAGGAGAUCGAGAUAGUGAGAGGCGAGGAGAAGUGGGCUCUGGGGAGGGUGAAAGACAUCACCGACUACUUCCACGGGGACGCCGCGAAGGAGGAGGCGCACCCUCUGAGGAUAUUCAUGGUGGUGAGGGACUUCCUCUCGAUGUUGGAUCACGUCUGCAGGGAGGUUGGCCGGAUGCAGCAGGACAGAACCGUCGUCGGGUCGGCGAGGUCGUUCCGUGUCUCGACGACGGCCCCAUUGCCGGUCCUAAGCUUGUAUGGCCAACGGCGGCAGAACAACUCCGACGACGAUGAUGAUAGCAUGUCGUCGUAG
Messenger RNA from Triticum turgidum subsp. durum (durum wheat), 1047 nucleotides. NCBI's taxonomy places the organism in Eukaryota, Viridiplantae, Streptophyta, Magnoliopsida, Poales, Poaceae. The record is from the annotation of a GenBank genome assembly.